CAUACUGUACAUGCAUGUCUGGAUACACGAAACCUGGAAUGGAGUCGAACAACUUCCAUGGAGGUGCAAAUAUACAGGCCUCUCCUUUUGGAUCUCUUUAUAUUACAUUGGUACCAAUAUCUCCUGACAAAAGCUGACAAUUUGGUGAAGAGGAAUGGGUUAAGUUCAGAAGAGUUGCCUGGUGCUAUCUCUUUGUCAGCUGAUGGUCAAUAUGGUCCAUUCAAGUUCAUUAAUAUGUGUGUCACUGAUUCACUUCUCAUGGCCUUAUAUCGUUUAUAUUUAAAAACUGACGGAGUAAGAUCUCUUUUCAGCGGUCGUGUAAUACUGAGAGCAGCUAUGGUUUUUUUACAUGCUAGAAUGUAUAAUGAGGCCAAAGCAUGCUGGGUGUUCGCACAAAUUAAUUUGGCUAAAAAUCGCAUAUUUCAAGUUACUGUAACUAAUGAUUCCCUCAGUAUUGUGCCAUGGUUUGUAGUAGAUGCUAGGAGUGAACCAAAGGACCAUUUAAACAUAUUUAAUGAACUUGUUUUGGCCACAUACCAUUUUGAUGUGGACGAUAUAAUCACAGCAAUUCAUCAAGAAACCCUCAUUAAAACAUUAAGCAAAUUUGAACACAUUGGAGACGUGCGUGCUUUAGGUAUGAACGAUUACAAUCCUGCAGCCAUUAUAGUGGAUGUAGACCGACGGCUGGAUACAGCACCACCACUGACUGUUUGUGAUGACUAUGACAGGAUCUUCGAACUACAGUUUUUAUUGAUGACACAAAAAUCAUCACUCGACCACGUCAUUGUUGGGUUAUUCCUCUCUGAUCGAUGGGUUCUCUAUGAUGAUCUGAAGCCCACAUAUGCAGAUUUUAACCCUGGCAAGGCUGACUUUAAAGAUGAUUUUGUGAUUCUCGUGGCUGGCUAUGUCAAUAUACCAAAUGCGCCAUUCGGAAUUUCCGAAGAGGGUCAAUGUGGGACUGUGGUUUUCAAUCCUGCCUGUGACCGUCCUCCUAACAAAAAGGAACACCUAGACUAGUUGGCCAACUAGCUAGCUUAAAAGUGCAAUGUGGGAUUUUUAGCAACAUCUAUAGCAAUGAGCUUGUCAAAUUCAACCAACGGCUCAGUCCAUAGCUCAACACUCAUUUUCGAAACGCAUACUGAAGGUAUGGUAGUUGCUAUAGGACAAACACGUCAUCAUCUGAGACAACGUAGUAACAAAACACAAUCUACUGAACGGUUUGUCCGUUUAAGGCUAAUGUAGAAAAAUGAUGAGGACUUCCAUGUAAGGGGACACGUGGUUAAAACGGCUCAUUCUAAGGUAAUAAAAAUACAGUUCAUUUUGUAGGGUCUUGAUAAUAUUCUGUACUUAUGUAUAUUAUAUUGUAUUUCUGUCAAGAGAUCCUCCUAAAAGCCUCACAUUGCACAU
Messenger RNA from Paramisgurnus dabryanus, 1407 nucleotides. RefSeq lists its product as uncharacterized. NCBI's taxonomy places the organism in Eukaryota, Metazoa, Chordata, Actinopteri, Cypriniformes, Cobitidae. The record is from RefSeq and is a predicted model, not a curated record.